AUGUCAUAUACUUCAGUACCAACAGAACCUGAAAAUGCUACAAUAGCAAUUGGAGGAAGAAGAUAUUCUUCAGAUACACCAACAAGAAUGUUCAUGCUUCCAAAUGGUGAUGGUUUUAAUUCUACACCACCACCUCCAACUGGAAGUCAAUUACGUCGUUCUUCAAAGAUUGGACGUUUAUCAGGAGAAUUUAAGAGAGAAAGUAUAAGAGCUAAACUUUCAUCAAAGUAUAAAUUAGUCAGUCCUGAAAAUGAAGAACCACAACAUAUAAAAAUUGUUAUGCCUUUACCUUCUCAAUUAUCGAAUGAUUUAAAAGAUGAACAAGAAACAUUUUCUACACAUAGUAAUAAUAAAACAUUUAAAGAAAUAUUGAAAAUGCCUUGGAUUGAUGAAAAUGAGAAUAAAUUUAGUAAAAAAUUUUGGCUGAUAUUUGUCAUUAGUUUACUUAUACUUUUCGGAAUUUCAAUAAUCGGAUUUGGAAUAUAUGCAUAUAACAUAUGA
Molecule: messenger RNA, 501 nt
Organism: Rhizophagus irregularis DAOM 181602=DAOM 197198
Lineage: Eukaryota; Fungi; Glomeromycota; Glomeromycetes; Glomerales; Glomeraceae
Source: RefSeq, a predicted model, not a curated record